Nicotiana attenuata is the source of this 817-nucleotide messenger RNA. Its product is annotated as ethylene-responsive transcription factor ERF003-like. Gene Ontology annotation, biological process: regulation of DNA-templated transcription. The transcript has 2 exons. The record is from RefSeq and is a predicted model, not a curated record. Gene Ontology annotation, molecular function: DNA-binding transcription factor activity; DNA binding. The coding region runs from base 120 to 659 and encodes 179 amino acids. Lineage: Eukaryota; Viridiplantae; Streptophyta; Magnoliopsida; Solanales; Solanaceae.
GCCUUUCAACUCCCUCCCCUGUAUCUCUCAUAUCACCUCUGCUCUGCUGAAACUGCUUUUCUUCUCCUAGGCAUUAUCACAAACACUUAAAUCAAACUUCAAUUGCAGCCAAAUUCUCCAUGUCUAGACCACAACAACGAUAUCGUGGAGUCCGUCAACGACAUUGGGGUUCUUGGGUUUCUGAAAUUCGACAUCCUUUAUUGAAAACAAGAAUAUGGUUAGGCACAUUCGAAACAGCAGAAGAUGCAGCACGAGCAUAUGAUGAAGCAGCAAGGCUCAUGUGUGGACCAAGAGCACGCACAAAUUUCCCUUACAAUGAUAAUGAUUCUCAAUCACCAUCGACAAAGUAUCUGUCUUCUGCUUUGAUAGCUAAACUACAAAGAUGUCAAAUGAAGUCUCUUAAUAUGGAUAAAAGACCUGGAACGACAAAAUUAGAAGUUCAAGACAGUCAGUUAUAUGCACCUUUGAACAGAGGAGAUAAUGGCAUUGGCAGAAGAAAUGGGCAAAUGAGUGUUGAUAUGACAACGAAUCGGGUAGAUUAUGAAGCAGAUAGUAGUACAGAAGAAUUCAAGACACUAGAAGAUCAUCAUAUAGAGCAAAUGAUUGAGGAGUUGUUAGACUAUGGAUCAAUUGAGCUGUGUUCUGUUCUUCAAGAUUAGGCCAUGAAUGCAAAUGUACCACUGCUUAAUUACCUUCCCUCUUUCUUUCUCUAAUUUUUCACUCAGUGCCAAGUUUUAAAUGUAUAGUUGGUAGCUUUAUUAGCAUGAAAUGCUCGAGGUAUUUCAGUAUCCAUAAAAUUAGUUGGAUUCUUUGUUCU